CUCAUUCAUACGAAGCACUCGGCUUAGUACGGACAGAAAAACGGGGAACAAAUUUUAUUCUUCAACGCUUACAUUUCUCGAAUGAUUGUGUAGUUUUACAAAAACCUAUUCUCAAAAUAUCGAUGUCAAGUAGGCAUAUGAAUAAUAACUCUCAACUUAUCUAACGUUAUUCGUCAGUUCGAAAACAAACUCAGUUCGCUGCGGGCAAAAAAUAUUUAACUCCCAACAAUUUUUUCAGUAAUUUUCAAUUUUUUUUCAAUAGUCUAAGCAGAAAUGCUGAUCGUCCAGUUGACCCCUAUGGAGAGGGCAUUCAUGAAGUGCUCGGCAAUUAUUCGCAAGUGGGUGAAUACUUCUCUAACAAUGAACAUCCAAUGCAUCGAGCAACUGGCAUCCGGAGCGGUCUACUGUCAGUUCAUCGACAUGGUCUUCGAGGGAGCUAUGCCACUCGAGGAUGUCAUCUUUGAGUCUAAUCGAUUAGUCGACUUCAGGAAGAACUUUCAAUUGCUAAAGAAAUGUAUUGAUGAACUACAAAUUCCGCUGCUGGUUCCCAUCGAGUCACUCGUUUGGUGUGACUUCAAUGCCAAUCUGCGAUUUGCCGCAGAUUUUUACGAUGCAUUCCAGGAUUUUAGCGCCGGCCAUCAGGAACGGGUGAAAAACUACAACCCACUGGCUGCCCGGAAUUACCAGAACUUCUCGAUGGCAUCACCCACUUUUGUCUCCCGUGGAACUGAUGUCCCCAAUCUCGAUGAGCUUGAUCCCCCCGUAAAGGAUAAUACGGAUGUGCAAACAUGUCCCCAUGAAGGUCUUAUAAAGAUCAUGGAGAAUGACGAUGGCCGCUAUUAUUUCGGGGUCGAUACAAAUACCCUGGAGACCGAUGUCUAAAUCUUGGGGGAACACAGUUAUAUUUCAUUUCGACCUUUUCCAAAUCCUUUCGGAACCAGUUGUGGUGUUACAUUCCGGCUAUUUGUAUAAAUAUACGUCAAAUUAGCCAUAUAAA
This is a messenger RNA of Drosophila santomea, 997 nucleotides long. RefSeq names its product microtubule-associated protein RP/EB family member 1-like. Bases 274 to 882 code for a protein of 202 amino acids. NCBI's taxonomy places the organism in Eukaryota, Metazoa, Arthropoda, Insecta, Diptera, Drosophilidae. The transcript is spliced from 2 exons. Gene Ontology annotation, biological process: spindle assembly; regulation of microtubule polymerization or depolymerization; protein localization to microtubule plus-end. Gene Ontology annotation, cellular component: microtubule plus-end; cytoplasmic microtubule; spindle midzone. Gene Ontology annotation, molecular function: microtubule plus-end binding. The record is from RefSeq and is a predicted model, not a curated record.